AUGGCCUCCACUGACUCCCAAGGCUUCAAGCUUGCGCUAUCCAAGCAUGGUCUGACUGCCGACCAUCUCAAUGAGAUCCAUGAUUUACUCAUGGAGAUUGCCAUUGAUGGCGGCAAGAUCAUGGUAGCUGCUGAACACUCAGUCCUUGCAGUGGCACAGUACAAGAACAACACUUCCGACCUAGUCACCGAGUUCGACAAGCAGAUCGAAGAUACGGUGGAAUCCCGCCUACGAAACGAAUACCCGGCCUUUGGAUUCCUUGGAGAGGAGACAUUUAAGCAUGGUACCAAGCUUGCCGACACCCCUACGUUCGUCUGCGAUCCAAUCGAUGGAACCCUAAACUUCUCCAAGGGCGUGCCCAACUGUGCGAUUUCUCUGGCUUUGACUGUCGAUAAGAAGCCCGUCGUCGGUGUCGUAUACAACCCUUUCCGUGGCGAUCUCUACCACGCGGUCAAAGGCCAGGGCGCCUACCUCAAGAAUACGUUCACCGGAACCGAGAUCAAGCUUCCGAUUCAGGCCGUACCCCCACCAAUGCCAUCUUUGAACUCCUGUCUCGUCGCCAUCGAAUGGGGAAACCAGCGCUCCGGUGAAAACUGGGCCCUCCGGACGUCCGUACACAACAAGCUUCUGACCUCCAAGGUGGAAGGCGGAGCCAUGUGCAAGUCCGUCCGCUCCAACGGUUCCGCUGCUCUCGAUUUCUGUUACGUCGCACAAGGCAUCAUCGAUGUCUUUUGGGAGGGUGGCGUCUGGAUCUGGGAUGUCUGCGCUGGCUGGAUCAUCCUGGAGGAGGCUGGUGGUAUUGUCGCUAGUGCUAACCCUGGCGAUUGGGAUCCAUCUCUUGAGGGCCGUGUGUACUUUGCUGUUCGCCAUGCGAAUCCUGAGGAUCAGAAGGCUGUGGUAGAGGAGCUUUGGGGUAUUAUGGGCGAUCGGAAGUUUGUCUUCUAG
Bipolaris oryzae ATCC 44560 is the source of this 945-nucleotide messenger RNA. RefSeq lists its product as uncharacterized. The coding region runs from base 1 to 945 and encodes 314 amino acids. Gene Ontology annotation, biological process: phosphatidylinositol phosphate biosynthetic process; inositol metabolic process; signal transduction. The transcript has a single exon. The record is from RefSeq and is a predicted model, not a curated record. Gene Ontology annotation, molecular function: inositol monophosphate 1-phosphatase activity. Lineage: Eukaryota; Fungi; Ascomycota; Dothideomycetes; Pleosporales; Pleosporaceae.